CUGCAGCAGGAGGAGGAGAGAGGGGAGGGGGAAGGGGCAGCGAAGGAGACAGACGCGCAAUGGGGCUCUGAGAAGGGAGGGACGGGGCAGGCAGCCGGAGCAGCAGCAGGAGCCGUGGGGAGCACAGCAGCCUGGGCGGGUGUGACCAGGAAAGGGGCCCCCCUCCGAGGAGCCAGGGGCCCCCCCUCCCCUUCCCGGAGAGCCUCUUAAAGGGCCCGGACGCGUCCCCAAUGCACCGGCAGGGUAAUGAGAAGCCUGCAGAGAUACGAGUCAGAUCUUGCAGCUGAGGUUUUACCCCUCCCCUCCCAAUCUGCCCCAGUCCCGCAGCAUGGUCCAUGCCUGCUUGUCCGGUCCUCUAGAUGGCAGGUUAGUGCGGAGUGGGGUGCUGGCUUGCAGAGAGGUGCCCGUGGCGUUCACAGCGUCGGCAGUGUCCUCACACCCGAUCCUUCUCCCCUCCCCAAGACAGGAUCCCUUCCCAAAUCCCUCCCUUCCUCAGUCCUCUGCCUGGGCAGCACCAAGCCACCAUCCCGUUGUCCCAGAAUCUUGCUUCGAGCCUGUUUAAUUUGGAAAUGUGGCAGCAGUUUAAAUUCCCCAAACUUUUGCUUAUGGAAAACAGGCCUGCUAAGUAGGAAGGAAAGAGAGGAAGAAAGGCUCAAAGUGGAGAUCCCGGCUUGGAUGGCACCAUGAGUGGAGGAAGGUUUGAUUUUGAUGAUGGAGGUGCAUAUUGUGGGGGGUGGGAAGGGGGAAAAGCCCACGGCCAUGGCAUCUGCACUGGUCCCAAGGGCCAAGGGGAGUACUCGGGCUCAUGGAACUAUGGCUUUGAAGUGGUGGGCAUAUACACCUGGCCCAGUGGCAACACCUAUGAAGGCUACUGGUCUCAAGGCAAAAGGCACGGUUUGGGGAUCGAGACCAAAGGACGGUGGCUUUACAAAGGCGAAUGGACCCAUGGCUUUAAGGGACGGUACGGGACAAGGCAGAGCAUGAGCAGUGGCGCAAAGUACGAAGGAACCUGGAAUAACGGGCUGCAGGACGGUUAUGGCACUGAGACUUACGCAGAUGGAGGAACGUACCAAGGCCAAUUCACCAACGGCAUGCGUCACGGAUACGGCGUCCGUCAGAGCGUCCCGUACGGCAUGGCGUCUGUGGUCCGCUCCCCGCUCCGAACCUCUCUGUCAUCCCUCCGUAGCGAGCACAGCAACGGCACCUUGCCACAGCAGGACUCACCGGUGGCCAGCCCAGAAAGCAUCCUCCUGUCCCCCACUAUCAAUCGGGGAGGCUUUGCCCUCAGUCUGUAUGCAGAUCCUGCAGCCAACAAGCUGAAAAAAGGGGGCCUCUUCCGACGGGGAUCUCUGCUGGGGAAGCUAAAGAAAUCAGAGUCCAAAACCUCCCUGGCCAGCCAGAAGAGCCGCCUCAGCUUCCUCAAGAGCGAGAGCGGCAUCAGCUCGGCGGCCAGCGAUGCCACCUCCACUGUCAGCUUGGGUGAAGGGGCGGAAGGGGAGGAGUUCCCGCCCUUCGAAUCUGACAUCGAUGCCACCACCACAGAGUCCUACAUGGGCGAGUGGAAGAACGACAAGCGCUCGGGCUUCGGGGUGAGCGAGAGGUCGAGCGGCCUGAAGUACGAGGGCGAGUGGCUGGACAAUGUGCGGCAUGGCUAUGGCUGCACCACCCUGCCGGAUGGCAAGAAGGAGGAAGGCAAGUACCGGUUGAACGUCCUGAUCAAAGGCAUGAAGAAGCGGGUGAUCCCUCUGAAGAGCUCCAAGAUCAGGCUGAAGGUGGACAGGAGCGUGGAAGGGGCUCAGAGGGCAGCGGCCAUUGCCAGGCAGAAGGCGGAGAUUGCAGCCUCCAGGACCUCCCAUGCCAAAGCCAAGGCAGAUGGAGCUGAGCAAGCCGCUCAGGCAGCUAACAAUGAAUCCAGCGUAGCCAGGACGAUGGCCAGGGAACUCUCUCCAGACUUCUAUCAGCCAGGCCCUGAGUACCAGAAGAGGAAGCUGCUCCAGGAAAUCAUUGAGAAUGCUGAGAAUAUGGGGAACCUGGAAGAGGCUGCACCACCCACCAAAGUGCCACCACAGCCCACCCCUCCAGAAAGCCCUCAGCUCCACGAGAAAGACUCUGCCAACCCCCAGGAAAAUCCAGCCCAAACGCCAUCGCCAAGUCCCGCUGGAACACCGCCGGUGGCAAAGCGGGCAAAGCAGAGUUCACAGAGGGAUGGCUUCCUCAGCCCUGGCAGCUGGAAUGGGGAUACCAACCGAGACGGGAGCCACACAGGAAGUAGGCCCAACACGCCAUCCAGUGCACUGUUGGCACCUGGGGAGAAAGCCAGCAGCAGACCUGCCUCGCAGAGCUCCAUUCGCUUCAGCAACACCAGGACUUCGGCAGAUCAGAUGGAGAUCAAGCCCCUUCAGAGGAUUGUGCAAGAACCCGAUGUCGAAUUAUACCAAGGCUAUCACAGCUACGCAGUGAGGACCUCCCCAGUCACUCCCCCCUUGGACUUUGAGGAAGAAUCAUUCCCUGUCCCCAAAUCACCUACUAAAUCAGUCACCCCAGAACCAAGAACUGAGGUGAGGGCUGUUGAACACAAAGCAGAACUGCAGAAGAGGGGAGGCACACCCGUCACUCAGCAUGAGCCAGUACCUGAAGAGAAACCAGUGCCCACAGCAGAAUCUAAACCGGAGCAGCCCAAGCCGGAGCUCAAACAUAAACAAGAUCUGAAGCAACACCACAAGGCUGAGCACAAGGUGGCCGUGAAAGCAGAAGCUGCAACUGAAGCCAAGCCUGAGCAAAAGACUGAGAUGAAGGCUCUGGCUAAACUCGAACCUACAGUGGUAGCUAAGAAGGAGACUCCCCCUGAAGCAGCAGCAGCACAGGAAGUAGAUGAAUUUGAAGAGGGACCUAACACAAUCAUGAUCUGCAUGGUCAUCUUAUUGAAUAUUGGUCUGGCCAUCUUAUUUGUACAUUUUCUGACAUGAUGCACCCCUCAGACAAGGACAGAUGUUGCCACUGCUGUAAACCAUGGACCUUGGCAGGGAUUAAAUGCUUGGACAUACAGAAACAUCAACCAGGAGGACGUUAGAACCUAACGUUGCACAGGAAACAUGAACUUUCAAAGAAAGUUUUCUGAGUAUCUGGCUAGCUUCACUGCUCCCAGUCGGUGGGUGACUCUCCAGUCAGACAAGAAACCUGGAUUUUUGUAAACUUUUCUUGUUCUUUCCUUUGUAGGAACUAGCCAUUGCCUUAACGUGUCCUCACCAAAGUCCCUGAUCAUGCCAGGGAAGAGGGAUUUAUCUGUAGUUGUAGAAGUGUGUACACUUAAGUGCCCUCUGUUCUCUGAUGCCCUUGACCGACUCAAUGUCAAAAAUUUUCCCAGAAAAUGUCAAUAAAAGCAAGGAGACAAUGCAAUGCACGGGGUAAGCAGGAGCACACAUCACACCCUCCCAGAGCUGGAAUUGUUUAACCACUCCACCAAACCCAGGAGUAUUAUCAGUCUUAGCAAAAGCCUUAGGCUACUUCCCCUGCUGCUCCACAAAAGGAGUUAAAUGACUUACGAACAAGGCAUAGCCUUGAGGGACCCCAUAGUUGGAAGUCAGUGAAUCUAAUAUCACCUACCAUGAAGAAACC
This is a messenger RNA of Pelodiscus sinensis (Chinese soft-shelled turtle), 3615 nucleotides long. NCBI's taxonomy places the organism in Eukaryota, Metazoa, Chordata, Testudines, Trionychidae. The record is from RefSeq and is a predicted model, not a curated record.